Nerophis ophidion (straightnose pipefish) is the source of this 1083-nucleotide messenger RNA. RefSeq lists its product as uncharacterized. The transcript has 2 exons. Bases 282 to 1043 code for a protein of 253 amino acids. NCBI's taxonomy places the organism in Eukaryota, Metazoa, Chordata, Actinopteri, Syngnathiformes, Syngnathidae. The record is from RefSeq and is a predicted model, not a curated record.
ACACAAUUUCCCAACUCAUAUGGAAACGGGGUUUUUAAGAGCAUGCACUUGUGGUCUGUGUUAAUGGGUACAGGAUGAACUGUGUAUCCACGUUGCCUCAACGUCAGCCUUAAUGGAAGUUUUAUUCAAAGCGCUUGGCAACCAAAUGUGGUGUUGAUUCAAAUUUGACAAGAAAAUUGCCGUCGUCCACACUUCCGUUAUUUUCAUCCAUGCACUUCAUCGUUCUGCACGCCUGACAGGUGAGACCUUCAAGAACCAGCUUUUGCUUCUUUUCUGCACCGAUGUCUGUCAACGUGUCCUUCGGGGUGGAGGGCAUGCUUGCGUGCCUCAAGUUAGAUGGUUUUCGCCAUGUAAACAACUUGUUUUUCGCCACCACCCUUUUGGUUGUCCUCCCUCUUUCUCUGCGCGUCCUCCAUCUGGGUCUCCAGCGCGCCAUUUUCACAGCGACCACCUUUAGUCACUCCGACUGCUUUGUGCUCAACCUGGCUGCCAUGGAGCUGAUCGGAGUGGCUGCGUAUGUUCUCGCCAUCUACGGGAUCAACACAAGCGCUGACCAGCUGAUCCUUGCGGGAAUCAUAAUCCAGUCGUUCCCCUGGUACGGACAGAUGGUCGUUCCUGUGCUCACCUGUGUCGAUCGCUACAUGGCAGUGGUCCAUCCUCUCGCUUACCUGCGUCUCAAGCGGCAGCGGAGCCUCCGCCAGGUGAUCUUCUUCCUCGGGGUCACAAGCUUCUGUAGCCUCUCAGCUGUCAAGGUGCUUAAGCGACCGCGACCUGGCCAGGUGGUUAGAACCGUGGUGAACAAAACCAAGCGAAGAGCCGUCCGCAUCAUCCUUAUCAUUACAGGAGUUCUUAUCUCCAAGUAUGCAGGAAAUGUUCUAUUCAGUGGCAGCAGCAUGCUACUGCACAGCAGCGUUGCCUGCAAAAUUUUGGUGGCAGUCAAAGGAUUCGACCUUCCCAGCAGCUGCUUGCUCCCGCUCCUCUUCUUGCACAAGGCAGGGAAAUUGAAUGCUUGCAAACACCUUCAAAGGCUUUACAAACUUUGACCUGCUAACUGAGGAGGAGUGGGCGUGGACGGAGCCAGCA